AUGUCUGGAUUAAAUCCUUUCCGCCCUAAAAAGCCAGAGAGUGAGGUUCAUCCGCCCCUUCCGAACGUUGGGCACGACGGUGCCUGGCGCCCCAGAGCAGUGCCUCCUAAUCCAUCACCAUCCUCCGUUUCGACAAACUCAUACUACACUGCCGCUCCAUUGACGGCCGGAUCGUUGACAAAUUCAUCCGCAACUCCUCAUGGCCAUUCCGAGACCCCUCCCGAAUCCUGGACGUCAGAUGCUGAUAACUCUCAAACUUCGGACGAUCCGUCGCUGCCAGACCCUUUCCAAAAAAGUUCGCACAUGAGCGAUAAUGAUGUGGAUGAGGGGGAGGACCUCAAUGAUGGGGCGUGGAAGCCGUCCUAUUCUCAUCGCUCGACCCCCGCGGGUGAUCGCCGUCACUCAGCUUUCAGCAUCGCUCCCCACUCCACGCCGUUUCCCCCAGGACCAGUAAUAUCGACUCCCACGACCGCUCUCGCACCCUCAGGAGGACCGAAUGCGAGGACAGACAGCAACAAUCGUUUGGGGGCGCUGGAAAAUCAGAGGAACCUGCAAGAGAAUACGAUGAAUGCGACGCCGAGCGCGCCUGUACCUAUAUCAGCUCCUCGUGGGGUACCUCAUACGGGCAGUGGUACUGCAACCAUACCUAGACAACAUACAGUUGCUCCAUCAUCCGAGUUUGAGAUGGGCCCGAAGCCUCUCGCUGUGCGUUCGGCAAACCGGGAUAAGAAACCUCCACCGCCACCUAAAAGCCAUCAUGGGAAGUUGAUCAAUCCCAGUCCUCAUGCGACAUCUUCUCAAUCUCAAUCGAUACCCGCUCGGCCAACCAAACGGUUCUCCUACCAUGGCACCUCCUCGGAGACAUCCCUUUCUCUAACUCCAGAUACACCUCCCAGCGGGCCAUCUCAGCCGAGGAUUGAUUAUUUUACUCCACUAGAUGAUAACCCAUCUCCUCAAUCGGAAACGCUCAGACGUAGCCAGUCACAGCACAAGCGGCCGCCGACGCCGCCGCUGAGUAGACGACACAGUCAGAUGAGAAGAUCCAAAAGCACCAUGUCCAGAACAAACCUGUCCCGACUAUCAAUGGCAGCUGGGAAGAUUGAGGUGAAUGCAUCUCCUCCUCCGAGCCCAGGUCCUCGAACUCAGGAGCCCAGAAUAGCUCCGCCAAUGCCAGACGAGGCAGGACCUAGUUCAGGUCAAUGUGAGCUCCCGUCGUCACGGCGAGCGUCUCAGGUGAACCCGCUGCCACCACCUCCCCCGCCUAGGAGGAAUCGAGUUUCCAGCAGUCAUAGCAACAGUAGGAGCCAACCUACCCUUCAUGAACAGGAGAAGCGGGCAGAGGAUGAGGACUUUAUCCCUCGUCCGUCGAAUGCCAAUGACAUCUUGGCCGAUUUGUCGCGGCUACAGAAAGAGGUGGAUGAUCUCCGUGGUCACUAUGAGAGCCGCAAGUUGCAGAAGCCGUUCUUCUUGCACGAUGAAACAGAGGGUGAUGGAAGGAAUGUAGUGCCUGAAGGCCUUCAAUAUCAGGCAGGCAUCGAUACCUUAGGCACCACAUCCCUCUCGGCACUGUCCACCACCGCUAUCAAAGACGGCCAUCAGGGUCAGCCUCUACCACACGGGCGACAUGCUCAUCACUCGUCCUCUGCCUCGGCGACGUCUACAUCUACUCUGGAGGCGGAGCGAGCCGAUCGCAUCUCCCGUCUCGCGGGGCUGGAACGUGUCGCAACAGCCCGAGCAGGAGGUGUUCCUCAAUCGAACCUCACGUUCGCGACGGCGCACGGCCCCGGCUACUUUGACAGCGGAUCGGGUUUCAAAGAAAGAAGCACUGUGGGCAGUGCCAGCGCCACUGGCAGCGUGGGUGCUCGUACUACAUGGGCAAGCGGCAGCGAUGCGCUCGACGCGGACAAGAUGAGCGAAGACACGAACGACGACGAUGGAACCUCUAGCGUGGGAAACAUCAGUGAAGGGGACGUGAGCCUGGUUGCAUUUGGAGAGGGCGCCAGUACGAUCAGUGGGCCGAUCUCGCAUCCCGGUCUCAACCGAAUGUCGUCGGGAGGUCGGCCGAGUUCGCUGGGAGCUGGAAGUCCUAGCAUGAGCCGAGCAAACCCCCUCGCGUCGUCCCAGCCUGGAGUUGAAGACAAUGCCGCCAUGUCCUCCUCGCUAUCUCCUGCGGGAUCGAAUACGCCCGAACAGAUCCAUGACGCUCGCAUGCUGGACGGGAUGACCUAUGACAGCGAUGUGGUCGACACGACCGUGAGAACCCCGCGGCUGGCCACGCCGUUCAGUCAGGGCCAGUCUGCCAAUCGGAACGAUGACUCGGGAAUUAAUUGA
This is a messenger RNA of Aspergillus thermomutatus, 2331 nucleotides long. RefSeq lists its product as uncharacterized. The transcript is spliced from 4 exons. The record is from RefSeq and is a predicted model, not a curated record. The coding region runs from base 1 to 2331 and encodes 776 amino acids. Lineage: Eukaryota; Fungi; Ascomycota; Eurotiomycetes; Eurotiales; Aspergillaceae.